UAGCCUCCAAGGACUUCACCAUGGAGUUCAGGGUUUGGGAUAUCUGCUGGUUUAUCAUCUUGACCCUAGGAUGGACCAAGGCUCAGACUCAGACCGAUACCAGGCCUGUUUUCAACUGUGGAGGACACCUGGUGACAGACUCAGGCAUAGUGGCGAGUGAAGGCUUCCCCAGUCAAUACAAACCCAACAGCAAAUGCACCUGGUACAUCACAGUGCCCGAGGGUCACGUGGUCAUGCUGUCCUUCCGCCUCUUUGACAUGGAGGCGGACCCCACUUGUCGCUAUGACUACCUGGAUGUGUAUAACGGGCACACUCGCCUGGUGCAGAAGCUGGGGCGCUUCUGUGGAACAUUUCGACCUGGGGCUCUGAUCUCUACCUCUAACACCAUGAUGCUGGAGAUGGUCUCUGAUGAGGCCACGUCUGGACGAGGGUUCCUCGCCUUUUUCAGUGCGGGGAAGCCACACGUGGAAGAGAACCAGUUCUGUGGAGGCCGUCUCACCAAAGCUCAAGGCUCCGUGAAGACUCCAAACUGGCCCAACUCUAACUACCCAGCGGGCAUCAGCUGCUCCUGGCACAUCUCUGUGGAGCCCAGCAAUGUGAUUGAGGUGAAGUUUGAGAAGUUGGACCUGGAGCCGGAUACAUACUGUCGCUACGACUACGUGGCCCUGUUUAACGGAGGAGAGACCGAUGACUCCAGGAGAAUUGGCAAGUUUUGUGGAGAUACUGUGCCAGGAACCAUAGUGACCAAUGGGAAUGAGCUUUUGGUCCAGUUUGUAUCUGACCUCAGCGUGACCUCGGAUGGCUUCAUGGCACUUUACAACAGCGUCCCCCGGGGUUCUCGUAGACCAACGGCUGGAGGGGACUUUAUUUUUAGCUCUCCCAGCAGCUCUGCUCCAAAACCUACUUCCAAGCCCACAUCCAAGCCCACAACCAAGCCAACCAAGCCUGCCAAGCCUACCAAGCCUACCAAGUCAACUAAGCCCACCAAGCCCACCAAGCCUAUUAAACCAAUAAAACCUACUCCGAAACCAAAAGCAAGCCUCAAACCUACCACGAAACCAAUAAAAACAAAAGUGACUCUGCCCUUGAAGCCACCUGCACGCAAGCCCACCCCUAAACCAGGACUGAAACCUAGCCCCAAGCCCAAACCAGCCAGACCCACUCCACCGACGAAGAAGAAGCUUGCACCGAAACCUGCCACUAAACCAGUAGUCAAAGUUACACCGAAACCAAAGAUUAUCAAACCAACAAUGAAGCCCAGAGUUAAACCAACCAAAAAGCCAGCAGCUCCUAAAGUGAAGCCCACAUUAAAAACAGCCAUUAAACCAGUGAAGCCUACGCCAAAAACUGGUUUAAAGCCCACGGUGAAACCAAAAUGGAAGCCAAAAGCCACCCCCAAAACAGGAGUCAAAACUGUGACCAAGAAGCCCUCUGUGAUCAAGAAACCGUUACCACUGAACCCCCAGUGCACACAGACCUGUAAGAGGACAGGAACUCUGCAGUCCAGUUUCUGCCCUCAUGACUUUGUGCUCACAGGUAAAGUUACAUCUGUGACUAUGGGUCCAAGAGGCUCUGCUACAGUGGAGGUGUAUCUCAUAAAGGCCUAUAAGCCUGGACGCCUGAAUAUCACUAAGUCUGGCCCCAUCAUGUCCGUCACUCUGCACUCUGCCUGCAAAAGAUGCCCCGGACUCCUCAAAGGACGUAAUUAUGUGUUAAUGGGAAAAGUUGACCCUCAGGGCAAUGGUCAGCUGACUCCAUCCAGCUUCACUCUUCUGUAUAAACCCAUCCACGCCAAGGCCCUCGCCAAUCUGACCAGCAAAAAGUGCUGACCAAUCACGAUGCCCGGUGUUUCGUCAGUAAGUGGAAUGUAAUGAGACCAGAAUACAUGUAUCUUUGACACAUUUUACUGCACAUUUUUUUUAUAAACAUUGAAGUAUAAAUCGAAUCCUGUUAUAUUUUGUAUGUAAAUUAUAAUAAUGUGAUUUUUUAAUCAGUAAAUAAAUGGCGUAAAACUGG
Boleophthalmus pectinirostris (great blue-spotted mudskipper) is the source of this 2016-nucleotide messenger RNA. It is a transcript of the gene pcolceb, whose product is annotated as procollagen C-endopeptidase enhancer b. NCBI's taxonomy places the organism in Eukaryota, Metazoa, Chordata, Actinopteri, Gobiiformes, Gobiidae. Gene Ontology annotation, molecular function: protein binding. The transcript is spliced from 9 exons. The coding region runs from base 21 to 1829 and encodes 602 amino acids. The record is from RefSeq and is a predicted model, not a curated record.